AUGCGGGCUUUCAUAUCUCUCUUAUUAAAUACUGCGACCUAUCUGAACUGGGCAAAUGCUGCAUCCAAUUCAACUAGGCAUUGCAAACCAUUACCUUCAUCUCCAGACUGGCCUUCCCUGGAUCAAUGGCAUGCUCUGAACCAGUCUGUCUCUGGCCGUCUACACGCCCCGGUUCCUGCUGGUAGUGUCUGCCAUCCAGGCCAGCCGGGGUUUAGCAACACCUCCUGCACCACAGUCCAAACACAAUGGUCCAAUUCUACAUGGCACGCAGGUGAUCCAUGGUCAGUAGACUAUAAUGACGACACCUGUUUACCAGACCCUUCCGCCCCCUGCUCCAGCGCAGGCUAUCCCGCGUAUGUUGUCGAAGCGGUAGGUGCGAGCGACGUUCAGGCUGCUGUUAAGUUUGCGAAACGCACUGGAGUCCGCCUUGUCGUGAAGGGAACUGGCCAUGAUUUCCCCGGUCGCUCGUCAGGUCCAGGUUCGCUCUCCAUCUGGACGCACCGCAUACGCGGGAUUGAUGUCACACUGAACGAUACACGCGCCACGGCCUAUGGAGGUGCUGCAUCCUUGAAAAUCGCUGCUGGUUCCCAGUGGAAGGAGAUAUACGAUGUGGCUGCAGCCCACAAUCUGACUGCUGUUGGUGGUGGGGAUGUCAAUGUCGGUAUCGGCGGCUGGAUUCUCGGUGGUGGUCACAGCCCUGUCUCCAGUUGGUAUGGAUUAGGCGCAGACCAGAUUCUAGAAUUGGAGGUAGUCACUGCAGAUGGCGAGUACAGAGUCGUGAACGAGAAGUCAUAUCCUGAUCUUUUCUGGGCAUUGAGAGGAGGUGGCCCCUCGACAUUUGCUGUUUUGAUAUCAGUUACUGUCAAAGCAUACAGUCCGCUGUCAAUGACCGUGUACACGUACGAGUAUAACACGACAGCAAACUCAAACACGUUCUGGUCAUUAACUGCCUAUUUUCACCAACAGCUUCCUCAUUUGUCCGAUUCUGGUGCAAUGGGCUAUUAUUUUAUCUGGCCAAGCGUCCCAGUCCCCCAAGUAGGCGCUAUUGGUCAGAUCAACGGCAUCUGGUUCUUUCCGGAGAAAACACCAGAGCAAGUCAAGGAGAUUAUCGCGCCCAUUGAAAAGGUUAUUCUAUCAUCCCCGUCGUGGGCCAAUGAUUCUAUAGUUGGAGCGGGUAUCCCUGAGAAGUGGGACAAUUUUAUGGAUAUGUAUGCAAAAAAUACACCUCAAACUGUUGGUACAGAUGGUCGCCUGGCUUCUUGGUUGCUGGAUAGAGAUGCGCUCUCAAAACCACUAACCAUACUUAAAAAUCAACUAUACAAAUCCUCUCCUUCCGGAUACCCCAUCCUAGGCCACAUGGUUGCUGGAAAGGGCGUCAGGGAUGCCAUAAUCCCCGGAGGUAACAAUUCUGUUUCGCCUCACUGGCGAAACGCAAUUGUACACGAAGUCAUUGUCCGUUCAUGGCCUGAGCUGAAUAUCACCGCUAAGAACAUCGAAACAAAUUCCCUUCGCAACGAAGCUAAUCCCGCUCUGAAAGCUCUUGCCCCCAACUCUGGUGCGUACGUCAACGAAGCCGACCCUACAAUUCCAGACUGGCAGAGAGUUUUCUGGGGUGACCAUUAUCCGCGAUUGUUUAAAUUGAAGAAGAAAUGGGAUCCCGAGGGUGUUUUCUGGUGCAAGCCAUGCGUUGGGCACGAGUUGUGGGAUGUGUUCGGCCCGGACACGGAGGAAGAAGUAGAAUGGGGUAUCGGUCAAGUUGGAGGAAAGAUUUGCAGAAAGUAA
Messenger RNA from Talaromyces proteolyticus, 1782 nucleotides. RefSeq lists its product as uncharacterized. The transcript is spliced from 2 exons. The record is from RefSeq and is a predicted model, not a curated record. NCBI's taxonomy places the organism in Eukaryota, Fungi, Ascomycota, Eurotiomycetes, Eurotiales, Trichocomaceae. The coding region runs from base 1 to 1782 and encodes 593 amino acids. Gene Ontology annotation, molecular function: FAD binding; oxidoreductase activity.